AUCGCCCAGCACCUGCACCGACAGCCCGCCUUCCGGGACGUCGCCGUGACUGUUUAUAAUUGUGUAACCAAAUAAGUUUGUUUUAUAACAGUAUUAAAUAUUUAAUAUAAUUUUGGAUUGGAACUAGCAAGAUGCUGGUGUGGAUAUGGCUGGGUUGCCUCGUGGCCGCUGUAGUUUUGUACUUUCGACAAGUGUACAGCUUCUUUAAAAAGCGGGGUGUGAAAACACCCCCGAUUAUACCGCCUUUCGGCACUAUGGUGGGCGUAUUGUUGCAGCAAGAGCAUUUCGCUGAUCAUAUCUCCAGAUUUUAUAAGAAAUUUUCUGAUCAGAGGUUCUACGGUGAGUUCCAGUUGAUGAAGCCACUUCUGCAGGUGAGAGACAUCGAGCUGAUUAAGAAGAUUGGCAUAAAAGACUUCGAGCACUUCCUGGAUCACAACACUUUUAUCGAAGAGCAAUACGACCCACUUUUUGGGAGAAACCUAUUCUCUUUAAAAGGCCAAGAAUGGAAGGACAUGCGAUCGACCCUCAGUCCUGCUUUCACCAGCUCCAAAAUGAAAAUGAUGCUACCAUUAAUGGUGGCAGUUGGAGAUCAAAUGAUCCUCUCUCUUAAGAAGAAAAUUAAGGAGUCCAAACAUGGUUAUUUGGAUAUUGAUGCGAAAGACCUAACGACCAGAUACGCGAAUGACGUCAUUGCUUCUUGUGCCUUUGGCCUGAAGGUCGAUUCUCACACGGAGGAGGACAACCAAUUUUACGCAAUGGGAAAAACUGCUUCAAACUUUAAGUUUCGUCAGCUACUCAUGUUUUUCUUGCUGAGUUCUUUUCCGAAAGUGGCUGGAAUAUUCAAAUGGACUCUGUUCUCUGAGUCGGUGCAGGACUUCUUCAGGACGCUGGUGAUGGAUACGAUGCAGAACAGGGAGCUACACCAGAUCGUUCGUCCUGACAUGAUACAUCUUCUCAUGGAAGCUAAGAAAGGUAAACUGACCUACGACGAGAAAUCAAGCCACGACAAGGACACCGGCUUCGCCACCGUCGAAGAAUCGUCCGUUGGCCAGAAGCAAAUUAACAGGGUAUGGACCGACGAUGAUCUCACCGCCCAAGCCAUCCUGUUCUUCAUAGCUGGCUUCGAGACCGUAUCCUCUGCUAUGACGUUCCUGCUAUAUGAGCUUUCUGUCAACCCUGAAAUCCAAGAGAAACUGUACCAGGAAAUCAGAGAGAAUGAGGCCAAGAACAACGGGAAAUUUGACUAUAAUUCUAUACAGAAUAUGGUAUAUAUGGACAUGGUGGUGUCAGAAUCGUUGAGGUUAUGGCCGCCCGCCAUUGCUACUGACCGAUACUGUACCAAAGACUACAAUUUGGGCAAACAUAAUGACAAAGCUACUGAGGACUAUAUUAUGCGAAAAGGCGAUGGUAUCCAGAUCCCCGUGUGCGCAAUCCAUCGUGACCCUGAGUACUACCCAAACCCACAUAAUUUUGACCCUGAGAGGUUCUCUGAAGAGAACAAACACAAGAUCCAACCCUUCACCUACUUACCGUUUGGAAUUGGACCCAGGAAUUGUAUUGGUUCAAGAUUCGCCCUUAGCGAAGUGAAAGUAAUGGUAUAUCAGCUCCUAAAUUCCUUCGAAGUGUCGCCAUCGGAAAGAACGACUAUACCUCCCAAGUUGGAUCCGUCUACGUUCAAUGUUCGCAUGAAGGGAGGUCACUGGAAUCGUCUUAAAGUUCGGAAAGUGUGAUUGCGUUUUGCCUAUUAUUCUGCAUUGCUAAAUAAAUACCCUCCGUACUACCAACAAAAACAUCUCAAAUAAAAUGCAGUAAUACACCGCAAAUCCUGCACUUAUAAAGCACUAAUGAAAUUUUUGGUGUACU
Messenger RNA from Hyposmocoma kahamanoa, 1863 nucleotides. Its product is annotated as cytochrome P450 9e2-like. The record is from RefSeq and is a predicted model, not a curated record. Lineage: Eukaryota; Metazoa; Arthropoda; Insecta; Lepidoptera; Cosmopterigidae. Bases 132 to 1730 code for a protein of 532 amino acids. Gene Ontology annotation, molecular function: monooxygenase activity; iron ion binding; oxidoreductase activity, acting on paired donors, with incorporation or reduction of molecular oxygen. The transcript has 11 exons.